AUGGGAACAACUUAUAGCUGCGUGGGAGUAUGGCAGAAUGACAGAGUGGAAAUCAUUGUUAAUGACCAAGGAAAUAGAACUACUCCUUCUAUGGUUGCUUUCACGGCCGAAGAGAGAUUUGUCGGAGACGCUGCCAAGUUUCAAAUUUCCUCUAAUCCUCUUAACACCGUCUUCGAUGUGAAAAGACUCAUUGGUAGGCAAUUUACUGAUUCUUCUGUGCAGGCCGACAUGAAACUGUGGCCUUUCACAGUUGUUUCACAGAAAAAUGACAAGCCAAUGAUUGAAGUGAAUUACAAGGGUCAGAAGAAACUGUUUGCGCCUGAGGAAAUCUCAUCCAUGGUUUUAAUGAAAAUGAAAACUACAGCUGAACAGUAUCUAGAAAGUGAGGUGAAAAAUGCAGUUAUUACGGUGCCUGCCUACUUCAGUGACUCCCAAAGGAAGAUGACUAAAGACGCUGGCCGGAUUGCAGGUCUAAAUGUAAUGCGGAUCAUCAAUGAGCCGACUGCUGCAGCCAUGACUUACGGCUUUGGUAGAGCUGAGGAAGAGAAGAAACAUAUUCUGGUGUUUGACCUUGGUGGAGGUACUUUUGAUGUUUCUAUUGUUGUAGUUCAAAAAGGCAAAUUUGAGGUGAAAGCAGUUGGGGGAGAGGCACAUUUGGGAGGUGAAGAUUUUGACAAUAGGAUGCUCGACUACUGUGCCCAACACUUCAGCAAGUUGUACAAAACAAAUUUAUGUGUGAAUGCCAAAGCUCUUCGGCGACUGCGUUCAGAGUGUGAGAGGGCAAAGAGAAAUUUGUCCUCAGUGGUAGAGACUGUAAUUGAUAUUGACGGUCUCUACGAAGGAUAUGAUUUUUUCUUGAAGAUCAGGAGAGCAAAGUUUGAAGAGCUCAACUUUGAUUUAUUUGAGAAGUGCAUGGAAGUUGUGAAGAGAUGCGUGGCAGAUGCCAAGUUAAGUAAGAGCCAAAUUGAAGAUAUUAUAUUAGUAGGGGGUUCCUCAAGAAUACCAAAGGUGCAGGAAAUGGUCAGAGAUUUCUUCGAUGGGAAGGAGCUCUGCAGAGCUGUAAAUCCGGACGAAGCAGUAGCUUAUGGUGCUGCACUUCAGGCAGCUGUGCUCAACAAGGAGGACAAGAAGGGAACACAUGAUGUUUGUAUCCUUAUGUGCGAAGGUUUAGAUGUUAAAGCCAUCGGCAUUGAUCUGGGAACAACUUAUAGCUGCGUGGGAGUAUGGCAGAAUGAGAGAGUGGAAAUCAUUGUUAAUGACCAAGGAAAUAGAACUACUCCUUCUAUGGUUGCUUUCACAGCCGAAGAGAGAUUUGUCGGAGACGCUGCCAAGUUUCAAAUUUCCUCUAAUCCUCUUAACACCGUCUUCAAUGUGAAAAGACUCAUUGGUAGGCAAUUUACUGAUUCUUCUGUGCAGGCCGACUUGAAACUGUGGCCUUUCACAGUUGUUUCACAGAAAAAUGACAAGCCAAUGAUUGAAGUGAAUUACAAGGGUCAGAAGAAACUGUUUGCGCCUGAGGAAAUCUCAUCCAUGGCUUUAAUGAAAAUGAAAACUACAGCUGAACAGUAUCUAGAAAGUGAGGUGAAAAAUGCAGUUAUUACGGUGCCUGCCUACUUCAGUGACUCCCAAAGGAAGAUGACUAAAGACGCUGGCCGGAUUGCAGGUCUAAAUGUAAUGCGGAUCAUCAAUGAGCCGACUGCUGCAGCCAUGACUUACGGCUUUGGUAGAGCUGAGGAAGAGAAGAAACAUAUUCUGGUGUUUGACCUUGGUGGAGGUACUUUUGAUGUUUCUAUUGUUGUAGUUCAAAAAGGCAAAUUUGAGGUGAAAGCAGUUGGGGGAGAGGCACAUUUGGGAGGUGAAGAUUUUGACAAUAGGAUGCUCGACUACUGUGCCCAACACUUCAACAAGUUGUACAAAACAAAUUUAUGUGUGAAUGCCAAAGCUCUUCGGCGACUGCGUUCAGAGUGUGAGAGGGCAAAGAGAAAUUUGUCCUCAGUGGUAGAGACUGUAAUUGAUAUUGACGGGCUCUACGAAGGAUAUGAUUUUUUCUUGAAGAUCAGGAGAGCAAAGUUUGAAGAGCUCAACUUUGAUUUAUUUGAGAAGUGCAUGGAAGUUGUGAAGAGAUGCGUGGCAGAUGCCAAGUUAAGUAAGAGCCAAAUUGAAGAUAUUAUAUUAGUAGGGGGUUCCUCAAGAAUACCAAAGGUGCAGGAAAUGGUCAGAGAUUUCUUCGAUGGGAAGGAGCUCUGCGGAGCUGUAAAUCCGGACGAAGCAGUAGCUUAUGGUGCUGCACUUCAGGCAGCUGUGCUCAACAAGGAGGACGUUCACAUUGUCAUGGAGGAUGUCACGCCUUUGAGUCUUGGAAUUGAAGUUGAUGAUGGUGUGAUGAGGGUAGUUGUUCCGCGAAAUACUCCGCUUCCCACUCGGAAAGAGACAUCCGUCACUACAGCAUAUGACGAUAUGACAGCCGUACGCUUUCGAGUUUUCGAAGGUGAAAGACCUUUGGUUGCAGACAACAAUUUUCUAGGAAAAUUUGUAUUGAGAGGGAUUCCCGCUGCCCCGGCUGGAGUGCCAAUUAUUAAAGUUUGCUUUGAAGUGGAUGCAGAUGGAAUUCUGAACGUUUCUGUCCACGACAGAAUAAGUGGAGCAAGAAAUGCGAUUACCAUUAGUAAUGAAGGUGGGAGACUAAACACUCAAGAGAUUGAUAAAAUGAUAGCGGACGCAGAAAAAUUUCGCAGGGAGGACGAAGAAGCGAGGAAAAAGCAGGUUGCCAAAUACGCCCUUGAAUGUUACGUGUCCAACAUGAAAAAGAGGGCAAUGAAAGAAAAGAGUGAAGGCUCUAUGGACGCUGAUGUUGCAGAAGAUCUUAUAUCAACUAUCAUUGCAGUUGAGGAAUGGUUAAAGGACGACACUGUGACAGUGGUUGAACUGCAAGACAAAUUGAAAGAAUUGGAAUUGAAAUGCCUGUGUUUAUCUUCCCCCAAGCGGUUUAAGUUUAUUAAAUAA
Cryptomeria japonica (Japanese cedar) is the source of this 3003-nucleotide messenger RNA. RefSeq names its product heat shock 70 kDa protein 18-like. The coding region runs from base 1 to 3003 and encodes 1000 amino acids. Gene Ontology annotation, cellular component: cytoplasm. The transcript has 4 exons. Lineage: Eukaryota; Viridiplantae; Streptophyta; Pinopsida; Cupressales; Cupressaceae. The record is from RefSeq and is a predicted model, not a curated record. Gene Ontology annotation, biological process: protein refolding; cellular response to unfolded protein. Gene Ontology annotation, molecular function: heat shock protein binding; ATP binding; ATP hydrolysis activity.